GCGCUCGAGGAACGGGGUACCUACACACAGUUGCCAAACGCUCGUAGCACCGCGACGGGAGUAUCGUCGUCGUCGCCGUUCCACCCGCCGGGGGUAGUUUUUUCUCGAGUUUUUAAUUUUCGUCUCGAUAACGAAAUAAUACGAAAUAAAAUUACAAUUCGUUGAGGUGCGUUCGCGAUGAGUUAAUAAUAAUAAAUUUACUAUAAACGUCGCCGUAUCUGUCCUCGCGCGCGCUCGUGUGUGUGUGUGCGUGUGUAGGUAAAAUACAUUUUUUGUAGGCAGUGUUUGAAAAAUUAAAAUAAACCGCGGCAAACGAUGACGAGACGCGAUGCCGAGAAAAAGCGAAAAGGGCGACGACCAUCGACCGUGUGAAUGUUUGGCGGCGAAUAGAGUGUCCCUCGCUUACACCUGUGUCUAUGCCGGUCCAGUGCGGGGCGAAUAGUAUGUACGACUUUCGGUUGGCGUCGGUGUUGUUGGCGACGGUCGUCGUCGCGGUCGGCGCAAUGAUCGGCGGCGAGUUGUCGGCCGUCGAAAAAUCGUUACAGUUUGAAGCGGCAUUUCAAGGACGUUGUGGGCACGAUAGUCCAUGUGAACAAUUAUGCUACGAGCUCCAUGACGGCAUGUUCGAAUGCGAUUGCAAAACAGGAUUUGCAUUACAUGAAGAUGGUUAUACUUGCACAAGAAACGAUUCAGUAACGGAUAAGAUCAAAGAGUUCGAAAGAGACAUCGAACUGACGUUUGUCGAUUCCAAUGAAAUGGAUUCUGAGGACAGUGUUCGGUUUGUAAAGCACGUCGAAACUCAGAUAUCCGUUGCCACAGGAUCGCCGGCUUUGUGCGUACGGAAGUGUGGUGAAGGCGUCUGUGCGUUCGACAGCCGAAACAAACAGACCUGCAGAUGCCCGUUUGGUAAAACCGGAUCCAACUGCCAGAUUACAAAUCCAAUUAGAUAUCCAAGAUUCAAUGGACGUAGUUGGUUAGCAUUUCCACCACUCCGGGGAGCCUACAAACACGUGCAGAUAAGUUUAGAAUUCAGACCAGAGAGCUGGGACGGUAUAUUGUUUUUAGCUGCUGAAAGAGAUGAUUUAGUUGGAGAUUUCAUGGCUAUUCUGCUUCACAAUGGCUUUUUGGAAUUUAGGUUUGAUUGUGGCUCUGGUUUGGGAGUAGUUAAAUCUGAAGAAACAGUUAUUUUAAAUCAAUGGAACACGCUAUCGGUGUAUAGACAUAGAUGGGAUGCGUGGAUCCAAUUAAAUCGUGGAAAACGUAUUGCUGGGAGAUCAAAAGUAUGUACAUUCAUACGUUUUAAUUAAAGUAAAAUUACAAAUAAUGAUUGUUAUUUCAAUUUAAGUGAGUCUAUCCUUUACCUGUACAAACAAACUAAAGAUAAUAGUUUAAAUACAUUUUGUUAACAUGGUCGUUUUAAAAUGUUUUCAUAUAUUUUUAUCUUAUUUUUAAGUAUAAUUUGAAGUAACCCAACAAAACCUUACCAUAAAAAAGGGCUAAACUCCCAGACCCCCUUCAAAAAUAUUCUGCCUGUCAAAGUAAACAGUGUUAUAUCUACAUUGUGGCCAAGUUUGAGCUUCGUUUAAUCAAUGACCUUAAUACUCAAAUAUCUACAUUCAUACGCAGCAAGCCAACAAAUAUCUUUUUAUUAUAUUGCUAUUAUAACUUGGCCAGUCACUGUAAUUGUUGAGCUAUAAUGGUUUUAUACCGGAAGCUAAUAAAAUUAAAAAAAAUUAAAAAACUUGGCCAGUUUCUUCUGAUUUUGUCUCUUUGGUCUCUUUAUCAACAACUGAAAUAGAUUUCAAUCACCCACUGGUUAUUUUUCUUUGAAACUGGCCAAGUGAUGAAAUUGAAAGAUAUUUGUUGCACAUGAAUGUCUUUGUUAACGGUUAAGUUUUUGUUGUAUAUCUUUCUUUUUUGCUGGCUUCUGCAUAGUGGGCUUUGUCUUUUAUUUUUUUGAGACAUUAUAAUUUGCUGGAUUUAUAAAAUAUUAUACCCCUAAAAUGACACUUAUUUUGAUAAAAUUGAAAUUUUUUGAUUUUUCCCUUUACUUGCACUAUAAGACCUACAACCGGGUGAAGCCUUACGUGUAAAGAUACACUAGUAUUGCUGGAGCUAUGCAUUUCAGAGCUUUACGCUCAGAUGGGCUAAUACUAUAAAUAUUAAUCAACAAAUUGCGUACCGGUCCUGAGAGUCAAUGAACUGUAUUCAAUACACUUUUCCAUUCGUUUAACAUUUUAAACAUUUACAUAUUAUUUGUUCAUUAAAUUUAAUACAUAAGCUAUGUGUCUUAGAGAAUGUGAAAAUAUGCAUACAUGUCAGGGAAGGAUCCAGGAGCGCCUAGUCGCCUAUAGGGAACCUCUACCCAUCAAUACCUCUUACUGGAUACUACCAUUGAUUAAAAAUACUAUAAAUACUGUAUUUAUGAUCAAUGUGUAUUGUAACUAUGUUGUAACGAAAUUGUAGACCAUUUCCAGAUCUAAUUCCGUGCCUGACACAUGACGUCUUGCGUGUCUUUACACGCAAGUAAUUUUAUUUCUAUAAGACCACAAAUAAUACCUUUGUAUUUAUUCGUUAUUACUUAUUUAUGCAUACUUUAAUCAUUUAAUCUCAAAAAAAUAGUGAAUUUGUAGGCUUC
Molecule: messenger RNA, 2638 nt
Organism: Acyrthosiphon pisum (pea aphid)
Lineage: Eukaryota; Metazoa; Arthropoda; Insecta; Hemiptera; Aphididae
Product: pikachurin
Exons: 5
Coding region: 417-1307 (296 amino acids)
Source: RefSeq, a predicted model, not a curated record